UGCAUAAAAAAAUAAAACCAAACUGAUACUAAACCAUGUUCUCAAUUGCUCAUCCCUCUAUCUCUUAUUUAUGGGCUCUUUUUUUUUUUUUGUUUUUUUUUUUUUUCCUUCCCUUAUUGCUCGUAUGUGAUCUGGAAUCUUCCUGCCAAUGAAAGGAUAAACAUUAGAUCAGCUGACAAGUUUGCAAGACAAACAAUUUUCUAAUGAAUAUAUUUUGUAUAUUUGCUUUUUUGUUGUUGAUAUAAUUGUAAAAUUGUGUUAGGACUGUUUUUGGAUAUGUAUUCUUUCUUUUACUUCUCAUCUUUAUACAUUUUCUUGUUUUGCCUCAUAUGUGAUGUUGAAGAUUCUAUAGUUUGUUAAAUGUCAUAUGAAGCUCAACAAUAAAAUGAAGAUAAAAAAUUAAAGAAAUAAUGAGUUUAAUGAUCAUUUUCAUGGUUUUGUAAAGAUGAAAAGAAAUUAUUUUACCUGUCUGUGUUCUUCGUUUUAAAAAGAAUUUCCUGCAAUGAGAGAAGAAAAUGAAGCUAAAGAAAUGAAAAGAAGAAAAAAUGUAGAUAAGAAUAAGUCAGAAAAAAGAGGAAAGGAAAAUGAAAGAAAGAUGAGAGAAUAUGAGUAUUGAAGGAUAAAUAUAAAGUCUGUUUGAAUUUUGAAAUUGAGAAUUUGGCUCCAUUGAUUGGAUUCCGUGUCAAUCAAAAUCUGGCUUAUAGUUGGCAUGUAAUGGAACUGACUUUUUGAAGAGCAAAAUAAAUCAAACUAUAAGCUUUUUAUAGUUAAAUGACAUCAUAGUAGUUAAGUGAGGUCAUUUAGUUAGAAAAAGUAAUUUUAAGACAAAAUUUACCCUUAAAAGUGAUAUGUGGCAGCCAAUCAUUGAUGGGCAAAAAUAAGUUUUCCACAACAUCUUCCCUUCUUAUAUUAAGAGAGAUAUCUUAACCCGAUUCAUUUAUGAAAGGUUUUCAAGGUUCGGUCAGAUGUAAUACAGUGCCGCCGCAAGCUUAAACAACCAGAUCUGCAGAAUCAGUCUUCUUUCCCAGAUUUCUCCUCCUUCUUUCAUCAUUUUUCUUUCAUUUCUUCUCAUUCUUCUUUCAUUUCGACCUCAGAUCCAGCUGUUCUGACUUUUGAUAUUACGAUUUUGACCCUGAAAAGUGGUUUUAAGUAAAAAUCGGCCGCCUUGACCCGCUUUUGGUCCGCCCCGCUCCACCGGAUAACGGCCGCGAAACCCGGUUUUGUUCCGCUUUUGCCUAACGCGCGACUCGGUCGCGUUCUGACGCGCUAGGCUGUUUUCAGCCGCUCCGCGCCGCGAUUGCGCCGCGUUAGCCCGCUAUUGACAACAGAGUCCCUCUCCCCUUCAAUUUUUGAAUCUUCCCCCGUCUGAUGUGCUGGUUUGAUUUCUGAUUUUAGGGUUUUUAUUUUGAGACCGGUUUUCUUCCCCUUUUUGCAGUAGCUUCAGCUCUCUACACUCACUUCAUACUUCAACCAACAAUAUACUUUGUUACCUCAAACAGUGCCAAUGUAUUCACGUGGUCGCGAUUUUUUGUUCUGUCACUUGUGUGGGACAAUGCUCACAGUUCCCUCAACUGAUUAUGCACUGUGCCCCUUGUGCAAAACCAAGUGUAACAUAAAAGAUAUUAAAGGAAAGGAAAUAAGUUACACAAUUUCUGCUGAGGAUAUCAGAAGAGAACUUGGAAUUGAUUUAAUUGAAGAACAGAAGGUGCAAUUGUCUAAGGUCAACAAAACAUGUGAAAAAUGUGGUCAUGGCGAAGCUGCCUUUUAUACCAGACAGAUGAGAUCGGCGGAUGAAGGGCAAACUACUUUCUACACAUGCACCCGGUGUGGUCAUCAGUUUCAGGAGAAUUAAGUUUGAACCGUGUAUGAACAGAUUGUCUACACUCUUUACUUUCUUUUUUGUCCCCUUGGCUGAAAUAUGCUCCCAUUUUCUACAUUAAUUUGGAGAGAGCUUUGUCUGUGCAAGUAGAAGUUUUGAUCCUAUGUAGCUUGUGCAAUGCCUGAAAAUUUAUACUGAAAUCAAACAUAGAAAAGUUGUUAUUUUGGUGUUAAAUAUUAAGUACCUUGUGGCAGUUGGCUCUUUGUUAGUGUGCUAAUUUAUCUACAACUCUGCGUGUUGAUGACUUGAUGUUACUAAUACUACUUGGUACUUGGUCCCUUUUUUUGGUGAAUAGUACUUGGUUCCUUUAAUCA
Medicago truncatula (barrel medic) is the source of this 2193-nucleotide messenger RNA. RefSeq names its product DNA-directed RNA polymerase I subunit RPA12. The record is from RefSeq and is a predicted model, not a curated record. The coding region runs from base 1505 to 1852 and encodes 115 amino acids. Gene Ontology annotation, molecular function: nucleic acid binding; zinc ion binding. NCBI's taxonomy places the organism in Eukaryota, Viridiplantae, Streptophyta, Magnoliopsida, Fabales, Fabaceae. Gene Ontology annotation, cellular component: RNA polymerase I complex. Gene Ontology annotation, biological process: termination of RNA polymerase I transcription; DNA-templated transcription. The transcript has 5 exons.